Messenger RNA from Vigna umbellata (rice bean), 901 nucleotides. RefSeq lists its product as uncharacterized. NCBI's taxonomy places the organism in Eukaryota, Viridiplantae, Streptophyta, Magnoliopsida, Fabales, Fabaceae. The record is from RefSeq and is a predicted model, not a curated record.
AAUCGAGAAGAGUUCACAAGAGAAACACUCUCCCUCACUCACUCAAGUUUGGUCUUAAGAAAACUAUUCCAAAAGGUCUAAUUUUUAUAUUUUAUAGUUCCCAUGCACCUAUAACGUAAGAAAUCCUUCACCUUCUUCUCCACUUCUAAAUCUCUCUUCUCUUCUCCCAAUCCAUAAUCUCAUUCACACUCACUCAAAAACAACAAAACCACACAAACGUAACAUCUUUGUAGUGAAACACAUCAUGCUGAUCAAAGGGCAUCAAAUUAAGGUACCAAUAUUGUUUCUCGUCAAUUUGGUCCUUGUUUUUUUCGUUUCUUCCGUCAACGCCGUUGAAUCAAGGAAACUUGAUGAGACCCCCGUGCCCGCCAUAAACGGCACCGAACAAAAGUGCGGUUCAUGCGGCACCGUCUACCCCUCCCCGCCUCCACCGGCCAUUCCACCGCCGUCGCCACCACCACCCAAGAAAACACCCACACAGUAUUGCCCUCCGCCACCCCCUUCCUCCUUCAUAUACAUAACUGGGCCUCCGGGAAACUUGUAUCCCGUCGACGAGGAUUUCAGCGCCGCCGCCUGCCACCGCCGGAGCUUCGUCGCCGCCUCCUUGCCACUUUUUGUUGGCAUGCUUUUUACGCUUGCAUUUUGGUGAUUCGCUUGUGAAGAAGGUAAUAACCACGACAUAUAGAUAUAUCAUUCAGAUAAUUUUAAACACAACAUCGGAAAAUUUUACGGUUUAUGAUGUCGUUGUAGUUAUGAAUAUCAAGAUUUACAUAAGGUACAGCGCAGAGAAUUUUGUACUUGUACUUCGACAUUAGUGCUUCACACUACGUUCUGGUCUUCUUUCUAUGCCAUCGAUUUGUUCAAUAAUAUCCAUCUUUCUAGCAAUUCUAUCAAAUUUUCA